Anopheles maculipalpis is the source of this 825-nucleotide messenger RNA. RefSeq lists its product as uncharacterized. Gene Ontology annotation, cellular component: transcription regulator complex; nucleus. The record is from RefSeq and is a predicted model, not a curated record. Gene Ontology annotation, biological process: regulation of transcription by RNA polymerase II. The transcript has 3 exons. Bases 1 to 825 code for a protein of 274 amino acids. Gene Ontology annotation, molecular function: DNA binding. NCBI's taxonomy places the organism in Eukaryota, Metazoa, Arthropoda, Insecta, Diptera, Culicidae.
AUGGUGUCGCACGUGAAGCAGGUCAGUAUGGAAGAAAACACUACAGCACAUCUUUCUCUGUCGUCGCGGAAGGACGAAUCCACUGGGAUGGGGUUUUUCACCUACCAGGAAACACUGCACCUUAUUGAAUGUGUUCGAAAGAAGCCAAAGCUCUGGCACCGUCAGUUCCUACGCAAACGGGCAUCAUCCUGCGUGACAGAAUGGAAUGACAUCCAGCAGCAUGAGUUUCCGAGUUAUACUGUUAACCAACUAAAGGUGCGCUGGAAAACGAUGCGUGAUUGCUUCCGGCGUGAAUUGAAACGUCUCGAGUCCGGCCAUCUUACCAAAAGCCGUUGGCCACUGUACGAGCACAUGAAAUUUCUGGAUGGACAGUUUCGGCUUAAGAGCAACGUACGGCACAAAGCUCCACCAGGAACAGUUUCGGCUAAGCGGCAUCUACCAUCAACUCCGUCGAAAGAAUCCAUGAAGGUGGAAGUAGCUGAAAACAUUUCGCCGGCAACCGGUGGAACACAGGCCAGCGAAAUGUUAGAUGAACAAAGUGGUAGAUUAAUCAUCGUCGAUGCGGAAGAUGCACCGGGUGGCGUUAGUGAGGUUACGUUCUGCAAUAAGUUUCGGUCGCGGAUACGCUCUGACCCGCUCACGGAAGGCGAAAACGAAGCAUGUAAUGAACGGGGCCAUAACACUACUGACAGUCAGUUUUUGAUGAGUUUGGUACCAUUUCUGAACAUUUUGCCAAUUGAUAAAAACUUGGAAAUUCGUCUCAAGAUGUUGCAGCUGCUAGCGAAUGCGACACAAAAUAUGAAUGCAGAGGAAAGGAAGUAUUAA